Molecule: messenger RNA, 4420 nt
Organism: Mugil cephalus (flathead mullet)
Lineage: Eukaryota; Metazoa; Chordata; Actinopteri; Mugiliformes; Mugilidae
Gene: grk5l
Product: G protein-coupled receptor kinase 5 like
Exons: 16
Coding region: 466-2220 (584 amino acids)
Biological process (GO): regulation of signal transduction; protein phosphorylation; signal transduction
Cellular component (GO): cytoplasm
Molecular function (GO): G protein-coupled receptor kinase activity; ATP binding
Source: RefSeq, a predicted model, not a curated record
ACUGGAGGGGAGGGGGGCGCGCUGAUGUCCUCUCUGGUGCACUCAGCCAACCUUUGCUGUUGUAAGGUAAAGCGGGUGGUAUCCUGGUGUACCGUGGCAAAGGGUUCGCUGAAAGAACCGGAUUUGAAUUCACCGGAGACACCUGAUUGAUAGUUUUGUUUUUUGUUUUUUUGUUUUUUGCUUCGGAGUGAUUUGGCACCCACGUUACGCAUGGAAUGGUUUUGGGGGGAUUGGAGUAGAAAUGCAGCGCCGCACUUUCAGCCCACAACAAGAACCAUGCCCAGCUUACACUGCAAGCAAAUCUGUGACAUCCUGUUUUAUCCCUUACGACUUUGAUAUGAGUGAGAUUUGCUUGGAUACCGACGAGGAGUGAAGAAAAGAAACGCACCGCACAAGCCGAGGGACGCUGUUUUUCGCUGCAGACGCUUGAGUUCCGAGAACCUCUGCAUUUAGGAAUCUUUUUUGAUGGAGCUGGAGAACAUAGUAGCCAACACUGUACUGCUAAAAGCGAGAGAGGGUGGAGGAGGCAAGCGGAAAGGGAGGAGCAAAAAAUGGAAGGAGAUCCUCCGCUUUCCUCACAUAAGCCAGUGUACUGAACUGGGAAACAGCAUCGACAGAGACUAUGUGAGCAUCUGUGAGAAACAGCCUAUCGGACGGCUACUGUUCCGUCUUUACUGUGAGACCAGACCGAAACUACAACGAUGCAUCCAGCUACUGGACGCAAUGGAAGACUAUGAGGUGACGCCUGAUGAAAAAAGAAAAAGCAGAGGCGACCAGAUCAUCAAGACCUUUCUCUCAAAACAAUCACCUCAGCGUGUAGACAUAGCGGAGGUUUUUGCAGACCAGUGCAGAGAGAACCUCGAGCUCAGUCCAUGUAAGGAGAUCUUCAACAACUGCCGCAAGGCCGUCCACGACUACCUGAGCGCAGCUCCGUUCGCGGACUACCAGAACAGCAUGUACUUUGAUCGCUUUCUGCAGUGGAAGAUGCUGGAGAGGCAACCGAUCACUAAAGACACGUUCAGACAGUACCGAGUGCUGGGGAAAGGGGGAUUCGGAGAGGUAUGUGCCUGCCAGGUCAGAGCAACGGGGAAGAUGUACGCCUGCAAGAAGCUGGAGAAGAAGAGGAUCAAGAAGAGGAAAGGAGAGUCCAUGGCGCUCAACGAGAAGCAGAUUUUAGAGAAAGUCAACAGUAGAUUUGUUGUGAGCUUAGCGUACGCGUAUGAGACCAAAGACGCCCUCUGCCUGGUGCUGACCAUCAUGAACGGCGGAGACCUGAAGUUUCACAUCUACAACAUGGGCACCCCGGGCUUCGAGAAAGACAGGGUCCAGUUUUAUGCUGCUCAAAUCGGCUGCGGACUCGACCAUUUGCACAAGGAAUCUAUUGUCUACAGGGAUCUGAAACCAGAGAAUAUCCUAUUAGAUGACAAUGGACACAUUCGCAUUUCUGACCUGGGGCUAGCCAUCAAAGUGCCUGAUGGAGAACUGAUUAGAGGCAGAGUGGGGACUGUGGGCUACAUGGCUCCGGAGGUGAUAAACAAUGAAAAGUACGGCAUGAGCCCUGACUGGUGGGGACUGGGCUGCCUCAUCUAUGAAAUGACUGCUGGCCGAUCGCCCUUCCGCGCCCGCAAAGAGCGAGUGAAGCGGGAGGAGGUGGAGAGGAGGGUGCAGGAGGAGGAGGAGGAGUACAGCGACAAGUUUACGGAGGACACCAAGGCCAUCUGCAGAAUGCUGCUCACCAAAGACCCCAAGCAGAGGCUGGGGUGCAAGGCGGACGGAGCAGCGGGCAUCAAGGCCCACUCGUUCUUCAAAAACAUUAACUUCAAAAGGAUGGAGGCUGGAAUCGUGGAGCCUCCCUUUGUGCCUGACCCUCGGGCAGUGUACUGUAAGGAUGUUUUGGACAUAGAGCAGUUCUCCACAGUCAAGGGAGUAAAUUUGGACCAAACUGACAACGACUUCUACUCCAAAUUUGCUACAGGCAGUGUUUCCAUCCCAUGGCAAAAUGAGAUGAUAGAAACCGAGUGUUUCAGAGAUUUGAAUGUGUUUGGAUCUCAAGGGACGAGACCUCCAGAUUUGGACUGGAAUCAGCCACCUGAGCCGCCCAGACGCAGCCUGCUGGACAGGAUCUUCAGGAGGCAUCACCCAGAGGUGUCUAUCUCCAACAGCCGUGCACAGUCUUCCAGCGUAAACUCUGUGGACUCCAUGUCCAACUCUGCCCCCUAGUGGCACCGUGACAGUGUGGGAGCCACACAUACAAAGGGAAGGAGCUCCGAAAGGGCUUCCCCGCUGCUGAUUGGUCCACAGCUGGGGCCUGAGCAGCAGCCGGAGACAGCCUGUCUAAAAGCCUAAAUGGUCAGCCCAUGGGGAGGGAGGGGGGGAUGACCAGGCCCUGAGACCCUGGGCAUUUGUGGUAGGAUGGUCAAUGUUGCAGAGACGUUUGGAAAUAUUCAGACAAACCUUACAUACCCUCAGGAUUGUUGGACUACAGAACAGAGCCACUGAUGUUGAUGAAAACAAAAAAGGAUAGAAAACAAGCUAAUAUUCAGGGGAUCCACUGUAUAAUAAAGACCACCACAGGGAAGAGAAGAUGGGGUCUUGGUGAAUUAUUAUUUUUUUUUGUUUAGUUUUUUCAGGAAAGGAUUUUUUUUUUUUUUCAGUCAUUUUCAGUCUUGUACUUUCUGGCUUGUACCUUGUACCAGUAUCUCUCCAUCCAUACAUCCAUACAUCCGCAUCCACCGAGUCUCACCGUCUUUCACAACUCUUAACUUAUUCUUUCCUCUGUAUUUCACCUCCCAUACCUCAGAUUACUGCUAAACAUUCAGAACACGUCACCUCAACAACCUCAACACAUGAUGUACAUUGCCUUGCAUACACUCAGGCCAAAGAUUCCAGUUUAGACUUGUGAUACUGUUGUCAAGUUGAAUUCUUGGUUUUUGAAGGUUUUUAGCUGUCGUUUAGAACCACAGGAGGAUCAGCGCGCGCGAUCCGUUUUAUACACUUUUCUCUAAUUAUGAGCCUGCAGACAUAUCAUAUCGCUUAAAGCACACAUACAUGCAGCACACACAAUCAGAUUGAUGCACACGCACACACGCGCGCACACACACACACACACACACACACACACACACACACACACACACACACACACACACAUACACGGAAUUGUGAGAAUCGUGUUGUGUUUUCAUUGCAUGGACAUGUGUAAGUAUGGACAGCUGUAUCCCUUUCGCUUCUGCAUACCUCAUUCCACUGAUGUUACCAUUGUAUACACAUACAGGCGUCUCCCUCGGUUUACAGUGUCACUUUAUAUUUGACAUUAUGUGGAGUCUGAAAAACAAAUUAAUAUGCUGUACAGAAACGGAGAUCCUCCUUUUUUUUCUUUUUUUUUUCUUUUUUUUUUGUUCAUUGCUCAGUUUUCUGCACAGUCCCCCCCGUGCAGUGGAGAGGAACACAUGCACUCAGCCUGACUUGCAAAGUUGCACAAUUUAAACUAAUGUCAUGCUGUUUUGUUACCAAAUGAAAAUGUUUUACCUCUGAUCAUUAAGGCACAUCGUUGUAUUGAUAUUGUCACAUGCCUCUUGUUUUCUACAUCCAAAACUAAAGUGUUCUUGUUCUCCCAAUGCCUUUUCCACUUUCAAAAAAAAAAAAAAAAAAGAGAGAGAUGAUAUUGCUGCAUAGCCAUUGCUGUCUCAUGUACAGGUUUUUCGUAUUUUACCCCUUUACAAUUCACGUGCUCUUCAAAAUGCCUCACAAAUCAAAACGGUCUUCCUCCUGUUUUGUGUCCACCAUAAUCAAAGACACAGGGUAUCGAUGGCUAUGUGUAGGUUUAUCUUUUUCUCUUUGAGCAGUCCAGUUCAUUCACGUCAGAGCAGAGGAGGAGGAGGAGAGGAAGACUCCAGAAGAUCCCGCGAGCACCACACAAAGAAGUGCCCUUCUCACAGCAGUGCAGCCGAUUAAAUGAGAGGAGAAGCUAGGUGAAACGUGCUAUUCCCCCCUGUUUGAGGCGGUGAAAGCUGGUCCCAUGCGGUAAUUUUAAUAAUCGUCCUUAACGAUCUCACACUAGUCUGUUUUGUUUUCUUUGCGUACUUGAUAAAAAAAAAAGUGAUUCUGAAUCAGAUUGAAGUGCCUCCUUGUAAGCAUGAUCUCGCAGACAAUGCCCACACAGACAUCAGCACUUUGUUUAUUCUCCGACUGCGGUGAUCCGUUUGUUUUCGCUGGGCGACACGUCGACGCAAAUACAAACCGGUUCACACCGUUUGUUGGAAGUGAAGGGAAGGAGGAGUAAAGGGUGGAGAGGAAGGAGUCAAUGAGGGAGUUUCCCCUCUUAAUGUGAUGUACAGAAAAGUGCUGAGUGCAUGUGAAAGCCAAACCCACUGUGUCCUUCAAGUCCCAAUAAACUCUGUACUAUAGUUUGAGUACUCCA